Molecule: messenger RNA, 618 nt
Organism: Coffea arabica (coffee)
Lineage: Eukaryota; Viridiplantae; Streptophyta; Magnoliopsida; Gentianales; Rubiaceae
Source: RefSeq, a predicted model, not a curated record
AUGGGGGUACCGUUGAAUGGGUGGAAAAUGACGGGGGUGGUUGGAGAUCAACAACCUUCAGACUUUUUCUGGGUUUUGUAUUCGGAACCAUCUAGAGGUGCAAGGAAGGAUCCUAUUGCAUCCGCCAUCGACCCAUUCUUCCACGUCCUCAAAAUCCUUCCCUAUUCCUUCCUCCGCCCUCCUCGUCUACGUCUAAAGCUCCCAUCCUUCACUCUUCCAUCCACCAUGACCAUCUACGCCUUGAUCCUCCUCACCUACUUCCUCGUCGUGUCAGGGCUCGUCUACGAUGUCAUUGUUGAAUCUCCGGGCAUCGGAUCUACUCAGGAUCCUCGCACCGGAUCAGUUAGACCUGUUGUUUUCCUCCCGGGUCGGGUCAAUGGGCAGUAUAUUAUCGAAGGGCUCUCCUCUGGGUUCAUGUUUGUUCUUGGCGGAAUUGGGAUUGUGCUUUUGGACUUGGCUUUGGACAAAAAUCGGGCUAAAAGCGUCAAGGUUUCGUUUGACUCAAGAUCCUGCUGGACCCACUGCAUCAGGUCUAAACAACGGGCUUCCUUCACUACCAACCAGAGAAGCGUAUUCCAAACUCAGUUCAUUUGCUAUUCUCUCUGGGACAUAUCUUAA